This is a messenger RNA of Colletotrichum abscissum, 1275 nucleotides long. Its product is annotated as PCI domain-containing protein. Gene Ontology annotation, cellular component: proteasome regulatory particle, lid subcomplex. NCBI's taxonomy places the organism in Eukaryota, Fungi, Ascomycota, Sordariomycetes, Glomerellales, Glomerellaceae. The transcript has 3 exons. Gene Ontology annotation, molecular function: protein binding; structural molecule activity. Gene Ontology annotation, biological process: ubiquitin-dependent protein catabolic process. The record is from RefSeq and is a predicted model, not a curated record. Bases 1 to 1275 code for a protein of 424 amino acids.
AUGGCUCAGGGCGAAUCGGCGAGAGUGCAGGAGGCACAGAAGGUGGCCAAGACAGAUCCCAGAAAGGCAGAGCAGCUCUACAAGGAAAUCAUCUCUCAGCCCCCUUCCUCCGCAACCUCCGAUGCUGCGGUAAAGGAGUACGAGACGGCGUUGCUUGGUUUGGGAGAGUUGUAUCGGGAUGAGAAGAAGACGCAGGAGCUCGUCGACCUGAUCACAAAAAGCCGGACAACCCUGUCUUCAUUCGCCAAGGCAAAGACAGCAAAGCUCGUCCGCUCCCUGCUUGACCUCUUCGAGAAGAUUGAGGGCAGUACCGAUAUCCAGAUCGCAGUUACCAAGUCAUGUAUAGAAUGGGCAACUUCGGAGCGCCGCAGCUUCCUGCGCCAGAACCUCGAGACCCGCCUGGUCGCUCUCCUCAUGCAGAAGCAAUCCUACUACGACGCACUCACACUCAUCAACGGUCUCCUCCGCGAGCUCAAGCGCCUGGACGACAAGCUUGUCCUCGUCGAAGUCCAGCUCCUCGAGUCGCGCGUCUACCACGCCCUCGGCAACAUCCCCAAAGCCCGCGCCGCCCUCACCAGCGCCCGCACGAGCGCCGCCUCCGUCUACACCCCGCCUCUUCUUCAAGCCCACCUCGAUAUGCAGAGCGGUAUGCUCCACGCCGAAGACAAAGACUUCAACACCGCCUUCUCCUACUUCAUCGAGGCCCUCGAUGGCUACCACACCCAGGACGAGUCAGUCAAGGCCACUGCCGCUCUCCAGUACAUGCUUCUGUGCAAGAUCAUGUUGAACUUGGCCGACGACGUCAACAACCUGAUGACGUCCAAGCAGGCACAGAAGUACGCCAGCAAGAACCUCGAAGCUAUGAAGGCCGUUGCCCGUGCGCACUCAAACCGGUCCUUGGAGGAGUACGAGCAGGCCCUUCAGUCUUACCGUGAGCAGCUCGGCAGCGACGCCUUCAUCCGCAACCACCUGCGACGUCUGUACGACGCCAUGUUGGAACAAAACCUUAUCAAGGUCAUCGAGCCGUUCUCCCGUGUCGAGAUCAGCCACAUCGCAAAGAUGGUUGGCCUCGACACGCAACAGGUGGAGCGCAAGCUCUCUCAGAUGAUCCUGGACAAGGUCAUCAUCGGUGUGUUGGACCAGGGCGCGGGAUGCCUCAUCAUCUUCGACGAGACUGAGCGCGACAGCGCAUACGACCACGCCCUGGCUACGGUUGAGAAGCUGAGCAGCGUGGUGGAUGUUCUCUACACCAACCAGGCCUCUAUGCUCGAGUAG